AGCACAGGGUGAAUUUUUUUUUUUUUUUGCAUUUUCCAUACUGUCCCAACUUUCGGAAUUGGGGGUUGCAGUGUUGUGCAGAUUAAAAACAUGAAUCAUAUAUCCAAUAACAUGGCUUUUUAAUCCUCGAACUGCGGAGACAUGUUCACACUGUUAAGCACUCACUCAGAAGCACCACAUAAGGUAGCAACAUAACAUAUAUGACAUCCUAGCCCCCUGUGCAUAGUGCUUUCAGUAAAGAUACCACAGAAUUGCACCUAAAUAAACUUUCCUCUGUGUGACCUGGCCUACUUCAAAACACACACAAACACACACACACACACACACACACACACACACACACAUACACACACACACACGUACGUCAGAAGGCACUAUCCAAAAUAACAACUUUAUAAAUAGCCCAUCAACUAACCAACAGGGGAUUUCCACAAGCGAAGAGAGUGCAGCAUACCCCAAGCAGGAGAGAGAAAGGACUAUAGAACAACUUGUAGAAGUCAACAUUUGUGAGCGCUGAAGAACCAUAACAGCAAACCCAGCACAUAAUUAUGGCAUCUGAUCAGCCUUCAUUACCUCCAGGUGACCCUGUUUGCCCAGCGUGUCAGGCCGAGGGGUCACUCCUGCUCCCCUGUGGACACAGCUUAUGCCAGUCUUGCUUACAGUUGUGCCAGCUCGAGUUAGGACAUGAGCAGCAAAGAUGCACUGAGUGCUAUGGACGGGAGCUGCUUGACAAUGUCCUCAAAGGCCUGAUUGACUCCAUAUUUCUAGGUCAACCUCAACGAGACAGGACCCGAGCCGAGCUGGGGCUAGGCUUCAUCCGGGAAGACAAUAACAGGGCAGAAGGUGAUAAGGCGUGUGCUAGGCAUGGUGACAGACUGACUCUGUUCUGCAUGGAGGACGAGGAGCUGAUCUGUAUUCAGUGCCAGGGAGAAGAUCAUGAGGGUCACGACUGUAAUACUACAGAGGAAGCAGCUCUGGAGUGCAAGAGAGAGCUGCGGUUUGCAUUGAUACCCUUACAGGAGAAGCUGGAGACCCUAAACACAACCAAACAAAUCUGCCAAGAGACAGCAGAUCACAUCAGGCGGCAGACCCAACAUACAGUGCAGCUGAUAAAGGCUGACUUUGAGAAGCUACAGCAGUUCCUCCGGGAUGAGGAGGCGUCCAUGCUCGCAGCUCUGAUGGAGGAAGAGGAGCAGAAGAGUGGCAAAAUAAAGGAGAAGAUUGACAGGCUAACAGAGGAGAUUAUGUCUCUGACUGAAACCAUUAAGUCCACUGAGGAGGCCAUUUCUUCUGAAGACUUUGAAUUUCUAAAGAACUAUAAGAAGGCGUCUGAAUGUUACAGAGUGGAGUGCACACCGCAGGACCUUAAAGAGAUGAACGGAGCUCUGCUUGAUGUGGCCAAAUAUCUGAGCUGCCUCAAAUUCAGAGUCUGGGAGAAAAUGCAAACUGUCGUCACUUACACUCCAGUGACCCUUGACCCCAAUACAGCAGAUGCGUACCUCUCUCUAUCUGAUGACCUCACUGUCCUGCGCUACACAGAUGAAGAGCAGCAGGUACCUGAUAACCCCGAGCGCUUCUGCUACUACAAGUGUGUGCUCGGGUCUGAGGCCUUGGGGACAGGCCGCCACAGCUGGGACGUGGAAGUAGGUGACAGCACUGAGUGGGCACUCGGGGUGGCAUAUGAUAGUGUGCAACGGAAGGAGUGGUUUUCACUCAGUCCUGAGCAUGGCAUUUGGACCAUGUGCCUGCAUGGAGGUCACUAUCGGGCACCGAACUCUACCAACGAGCCGAUUCCAGUUAAGAAGAAACCACAAAGAGUGCGAGUUCAGCUGGACUGGGAUGUGGGGAGGGUCACGUUCUCAGAUGCUGCAGAUAACACACUGAUCUACAGGUUUAAAGCCAAGUUCACUGAGAAACUCUAUCCAUAUUUCUCUAACUCAUGUAAAAGGCAUCCGCUACGCAUCCUUGCUGAGAAAGUGUCUGUGUACACAGAAUAGCUCAGGAAAGAUCACACUGAAAGAGUUGGAAGAAUAAAGUAGCAGAAUAAUGUCACGUCAUACUGUUGAUGUAUGCAUACAGUGCUGUGAAAAAGAAGUUGAUUUCUUCUGUUUUUGUGUAUAUCUCAUACUAUAUAGUUUUAGAUCUUCAGAUGAAAUACAACAUAAAACAAAGUCAACCUGAGUAAACACACAGUACAGUUUUUAUUUAUUUAUUUAUUUAUAUGGAAGAAAAAACGUUAUUCAACACCUAUCACCAAUGUAAAAAAUUAAUUGCACCCUUAAACUUAAAAUCUGGUUGUGCCACCUUUAGCAGCAAUAACUACAACCAAAUGCUUCCGAUAACUGGAGAUCAGUCUUUCACUUACUUUUAGGACUAGGACUUACUCCUAUGCUUUGGACCAUUGUCUUGCUGCAUAAAUCAGUUGCGCUUGAGUUUCAACUUACUGACUGAAGACCGGAUAUUCUCUUUAGGAUUUUCUGGUAGAGAUCAGAAUUCAUGUUUCCCUCAAUUAUUGCAAGUUGCACAGGGCCUGAAGCAGCAAAGCAUCCCCACACCAUCACACUCCCACCACCAUGCUUGACUGUAGAUAUGAUGUUCUUUUUGUGGAAUUUGGUUUUUGGUUUAUACCAGAUGUAACGGGAACCCUUCCAAACAGUUUCACUUUCGACUCAGUACGGGGCAAAUACAUUUUCACACAGGCCCAGCUGCUAUUGGAUAACUUUUUUGCUUCAAUAAAUAACAUAAUAAUUUGUGUUUAAUCAGGGUGCCUUUGUUUUAUCUUAGAUUUAGUUUUAAUCUCUGAAACAAUUUAGUAUGACAUAUACACAAAAACAGAAGAAAUCAGCAAAUACUUUUCCACAGCACUGUAAAAUAAGAAGACAGAUAUGAACGAAGCCAGAAAUGAUCUGAAAUAGGAAUGUAAUGGUACGUCCUACAAGGACAUCUGAAAUAAGCGUUCACAAGGUAAUGUUAUGGUUUAGUGUUAUAUAGUCACAGCAAGGUAAAACUGUAUUUCUACAUUGCUUUAAAUGAUAUAUUAAAGGACUAAUAAUCCUCCUAAAAACACUAUUUUCCUAUUAAAAUAAUUCAGUACUUUCACUGCCAAUGCAACGGCAUAUUAUUUAGUGACCCCCCUCUUUAAAUUAUGAAAAAACAUGGCCUUUACUUUAGAAAAAAUAAAGAAAAAAGAAAGAAAACAUGAUAAUGGGAUUUCAAGACAAUCUGGCACUGAUGCUGGGUAUCACUACUUUUAAUCCUGUACUAGGAGUGAGCAAUAUUAUAAUGAGCUAAGGUUAUCAUGAUACAUACACUUUUCAUAAUCAUGAUACACUUUUCAGAGACUAUCAUUAGAAGUGUUUUGUUGUAGGUUCUUAUUAUUUGUAAGAAAAUGAUGCAAUUAAGUGUAUGCUAAUGCUCACCUAAAUUGAAAUAAAAAGAUAUCGACUUUGGAAUAUUCUGAAAA
Ictalurus furcatus (blue catfish) is the source of this 3463-nucleotide messenger RNA. Its product is annotated as zinc-binding protein A33. Lineage: Eukaryota; Metazoa; Chordata; Actinopteri; Siluriformes; Ictaluridae. The transcript has 6 exons. Gene Ontology annotation, molecular function: zinc ion binding; protein binding. The record is from RefSeq and is a predicted model, not a curated record. The coding region runs from base 549 to 1997 and encodes 482 amino acids.